This is a messenger RNA of Aureobasidium namibiae CBS 147.97, 546 nucleotides long. RefSeq names its product ion channel. The coding region runs from base 1 to 546 and encodes 181 amino acids. Gene Ontology annotation, molecular function: mechanosensitive monoatomic ion channel activity. The record is from RefSeq and is a predicted model, not a curated record. The transcript is spliced from 3 exons. Gene Ontology annotation, biological process: monoatomic ion transport; intracellular water homeostasis. Lineage: Eukaryota; Fungi; Ascomycota; Dothideomycetes; Dothideales; Saccotheciaceae.
AUGACCGAAUCCCCGACCACCCCGCUCUUGCCCACCACAGACCGGCGCCGCAAGGCCUUGAGCAGCGCCUGGAAUGAUUUCUGCGACUUUGCGCUGAGAGAUAAUGUGCUUGAAGUAGCUGUGGGACUUAUCCUCGCGGCUGCAUUCAGUACUGUGGUGUCCAGCUUUGUCAGCGACAUCUUGUUGCCUCCGAUCUCGCUGUUGCCGUUCUUGAGUCGCAAUCUGGAUGAGAGGUUUGCGACGCUGAAACAUGGAGGCAAUGCGACGGCGAAAUAUAAUACCGUGCAGUUGGCUUUGGAAGACGGAGCUGUUGUCAUGGCUUAUGGGACUUUCUUGAACAAGGUGUUCAAAUUUCUGGGUAUAGGUAUUGCGCUCUAUGCUAUUGUCAGACUGUACAUCUACUGCAGUGAUGACGAGGCCAUCAUCAAGCAUGAGAGGAAGUGUCCGUAUUGUCGCAAGAAGAUCAGUAUGAAGGCAAAGCGGUGCUUCUUGUGUACCAGCUGGCUAGAUGGACGAGAAGAUACAGUUGCAUCAGUCGGCACAUGA